Messenger RNA from Linum tenue, 594 nucleotides. The record is from the annotation of a GenBank genome assembly. NCBI's taxonomy places the organism in Eukaryota, Viridiplantae, Streptophyta, Magnoliopsida, Malpighiales, Linaceae.
AUGGCAGUGAUGGAGCUCACAGCAGUGGCUGAAGAGGAUUCGGAUUUGAGAAGAUCAGCAUUCAAGCCCAAUGCUCCUGCUUGCAAAGCGGUGGUGGAUCAAAUACUGAGGAUCAUUGAGCAAGCGGAUACCGAGCUACUAAUUCCUUGUGUCAAAGCAAUUGGCAAUUUAGCAAGAACGUUUAGAGCUACGGAGACCAGGAUGAUCACCCCAUUAGUUAAGCUUCUAGAUGAGAGGGAAGCUGAGGUUUCAAGGGAGGCAUCGAUUGCUCUCACUAAGUUUGCCAGUUCUGAUAACUAUCUCCACCUUGAUCAUGCAAAGGCGAUCAUUAGUGCUGGAGGGGCAAAACAUUUGAUCCAGCUUGUCUAUUUCGGGGAACAAGUUGUUCAGAUUUCGGCUUUGGUUCUUCUUUGUUACAUUGCUUUUCAUGUUCCAGAUAGUGAGGAGCUUUCAAAAGCAGAGGUUUUGACUGUGUUGGAAUGGGCUUGCAAGCAAGCUUUCAUUACCCAGAACGAAAUACUGGAUCCUUUGCUGCCUGAAGCCAAGAGCAGAUUGGAGCUUUACCAAUCUAGAGGUUCGAGAGGGUUCCACUGA